GAUGGAAAUUGCUUACACGUUGAUAAACAACAAAGGUUUUGUCUGGCAAAUGAAACGCACACCACAUGUUCGAUAAAAUGUCUGGUACAAAGUUAUACCAUCGGCACCUUCUCUCACUACUCCACAAACACCAACACUGCAGCAGUGCCAUUCGGCAAAUCCAUUGCCACUUUCUAGUACUCAACGUCGGCAUACUCGCCCUUUGGAACUCCAUUGUAAAGCACUACUCACUCAGUGCAUUCCCACAAGAUGCCGUUACUCUCUUCGGCUAUCUCCGAAACCAAUCUAAACCUAUAUUCUUUGACAGCUUUACGUACUCGUAUCUCAUCAAAGCUUGUGCUAAUUUGAAACGGGCCCACCUCGGAAACCAGCUCCAUUGUUCGAGCACUAAAGUGGGGUUUGAUUAUCAUGUCCAUGUCCAGACUGCGCUGGUCAAUAUGUACAUGGACUGUGGGUGUUUGGCUGAUGCGAAGAACGUGUUCGACGAAAUGCCUGAGAAGAAUUUGGUCACGUGGAAUGUUUUGAUAACAGGGUUUAUCAAGUGGGGCGAGAUAGAAUUUGCGAGGGCUGCUUUUGAUUCGAUGCCGGAAAGGAAUGUUGUCUCGUGGACGGGGCUUAUAGAUGGGUACACUCGUAAGAGCCGUUUUUACGAAGCACUGUCUUUGUUUCGAGAAAUGUUUGUCGGUGAUGGAAUUAAUAAUAAUAAACCCACAGAAGUGACUCUUCUCGCAGUUUUUCCAUCAAUUUGGAAUAUCGGGUGCCUCGAGUUUUGCGAAAUGGUCCAUACUUACGGAGAGAAAAGUGGGCUCAACGUGUUGGAUGUUCGUGUUAUGAAUUGCCUCAUCGAUGCGUACGCGAGGAGUGGGAGCAUAGAAAGCGCGUGGAGAGUUUUCGAGGAAAUUGGUAAUGCCAAGAAAAACUUAGUCUCGUGGACGUCCAUGAUAUCUGCAUUUGCAAUGCAUGGAUUGGCUACAGAAGCUUCGGAUUGUUACGUAAAAAUGGAGGGCGCGAAAGUGAAGCCUAAUCGGAUUACUUUUCUGAGCGUGCUAAAUGCAUGUAGCCACGGUGGAUUGGUGGAAGAGGGGAUCGAAUUUUACAGAAAAAUGGUGGAAGAGUGUGGGAUCGAACCCGAGAUAAAGCAUUAUGGAAGUUUGAUAGAUAUGUUGGGAAGGGCAGGGAGAUUGGAAGAAGCAGAGAAAAUGGCUCUAAACAUACCUAGUGAAAUCGGUAAUGUUGUUGUGGUUUGGAGAACACUUUUAGGUGCUUGUAGUUUGCAUGGGAAUGUUGAGAUGGGCGAGAGAGUAACGACGAAGAUUAUGGGGCUGGAGAGGGAAUACGGCGGUGACUAUGUGCUUAUGUCGAAUAUAUUUUGUGGUGCUGGUAGAUAUGUCGAUUCUGAGAGAGUGAGGAGGUUAAUGGAUGACCGAAAUGCUUCGAAACUUCCGGGUUUUACUUUGGCCUAGUGAUGAACAAAUUUCAGCCCAGGCUCGUCGGCCCGCGGCCCGCCCGCAGUCCAAGUCCGUGAAGCCUGCCCGCAACAAGUCCGUGGAUUCAGCCCGCCCA
Messenger RNA from Erythranthe guttata (spotted monkey flower), 1563 nucleotides. Its product is annotated as Pentatricopeptide repeat (PPR) superfamily protein. The record is from RefSeq and is a predicted model, not a curated record. NCBI's taxonomy places the organism in Eukaryota, Viridiplantae, Streptophyta, Magnoliopsida, Lamiales, Phrymaceae. Gene Ontology annotation, molecular function: protein binding; RNA binding. Gene Ontology annotation, biological process: RNA modification.